UCGAACACAUGCUGCAAGCGACCCUAGGGUAGCUCUAGCAACUCUCAACCCUUCUGUGUAGGUCAUGUUGCAAGAGAUACUUUACUUGCUUAUACCCAGAGAGUCAAAAGACAUUGCUUUUGAUGGUCGCUUCCUUAAAGUCUAUUUAUGUUUGGUCGUUUGUAAACCACGCUUGAUCACACUCAACUACGACGCCCGCCCACGCUCUCUUUUGUGGUCAGGUCAUUUUGACCAUGUUCAGCGACACAUCACCAGCCCUUUCUCUUCAUUGAAGUGUUUUUUCAACCUUGCAGCAGGCUAGUCGCGAUUUGAGCAUCAUUUCCCAUGGCUGGCUGUUGGCUAGACUGGCCACAAAACCAUGAACUUCUUGAGUUAGAACUGAUUGGGAACCUUGCGUGCUGGUGUUUGAGGUCGCUGUUGAUCAUGAAUAGGCCAUGUGGCCCUACCGUAGCCUGCAUGUGCUGCACUAGGGAGGCGAAGAAGGCUCAAAACCACGUGCCAACUGACCUGAUGACCUCUCGGGUGUGACAACAUUGAAUCCUGGGGUUUACUUGGUUUAAAUAUAUUCAAUUUCAAUCAUAUUGAAUCAUAUUGUUAAUUUCCCAUUGGUUUAAGACCUUGCUUCGCGAUGAGGCCGUGAAAGAUAUAUAUAUAUACACACACUUUUUUCCGCAACAAUGUGUCAUUCCACCGAUUCUACCAGUGUCCGUCAGGUUGUGAGAUUCAGGCUAAACUUGAUGUAGCAUCUCCUCAACUCCUCAAGACAACACCAAGUCUGUGAUGCAAGAGUUCAGCUUGGAGAAGAUGCCGAUUCCAAUAAUCAGCCAAGGCUCGAAACUCAGCCACCUUGGGAUUUCAUAGCUCAAGCAUUUUAGCCCUGCAAAUGGAUCAAGACAACGACUCUGGCGACUGGACUUGCCCGCACUGCGGGUUCUACAACUUCGCCAGCCGCCAGGAGUGCAAGAGUUGUUGGGCUGCACGAGCAUCCUCUCCACCUAAGAGGAAGGCGAGACCACUUCGACACCGUGCUUUUAUGUUUGGUGAGAAAGUCCGUUCUUUGGCAAGUGGCCCCAGCCAGAAGGCGCAGACGCUUUGCCGCGACUGCUGCGGAGUUUCACUGAAAGCCUUGUUCCUGUUGGGACAUCGAGUGGAGGUGGACUUCUUGAAAGGCCGCAUGUCGAUGGAUGGUUGGAUCCACUGCCAGGCCGCACCUCGGGAUGCCUCCAUGCUCCUGGGGAUGAGACGGCGUUUGCAGGACGUUCUCACACGUCGGCUGGCUCGAAAGACUGGCAUCUCUCCAGAGGAUGCUGAGGUCGUAAAUGUCAUGACCCAAAUAUUGGUGUUAGAUAUUGAAAUUUAAAUCGAUCAA
This is a messenger RNA of Durusdinium trenchii, 1369 nucleotides long. The record is from the annotation of a GenBank genome assembly. Lineage: Eukaryota; Dinophyceae; Suessiales; Symbiodiniaceae.